AUGAGGCUUUUUUUGUGGAACGCGGUGCUGACGUUGUUGGUCACUUCUUUGAGUGGGGCUCUGAUCCCUGAACCAGAAGUGAAGAUUGAGGUGCUCCAGAAGCCGUUCAUCUGCCAUCGCAAGACCAAAGGGGGAGAUUUGAUGUUGGUCCACUAUGAAGGCUACUUAGAAAAGGAUGGCUCCUUAUUUCACUCCACUCACAAACAUAACAAUGGUCAGCCCAUUUGGUUUACCUUGGGCAUCCUGGAGGCUCUCAAAGGUUGGGACCAGGGCUUGAAGGGAAUGUGUGUAGGAGAGAAGAGAAAGCUCACCAUUCCUCCUGCCCUGGGCUAUGGAAAAGAAGGAAAAGGUAAAAUUCCCCCAGAGAGUACACUGAUAUUCAACAUUGAUCUCUUGGAGAUUCGAAAUGGACCAAGAUCCCAUGAGUCAUUCCAAGAAAUGGAUCUUAAUGAUGACUGGAAACUCUCUAAAGAUGAGGAAAUCAGGGGCCACCUGGAGAAAGGAGACUCUGGUCUGGAUUUUCUAGAGCAGAAGACCUUUCCCAGCCCCCUCUUGGUUCUGGUGUUUGCGGAAGAGGAAAUCCUGCUCUCGCAAGUUAACCAGGGAUGGGGUUCACCCGCCUUCUGCCCGAAGGCAGAGCGUGUGGCCGCCAUUGCUGUGGCUGAAUUCAGCAACAUGCGAUUAAAAUUAAGUGGUUUCCUUAAAACGAAAAUUGAGAAGCAAGAAGGUAGCAGGCUGAUGGCCUUUGAGGCUGGUGGAUGCCUUCAGGGGCUUUGCUGCACUGUUCUGUGCGUGCUGAAACACAUGGUCAAAGAACCAGGCACAAGAAAUGACGAAUCCUUUUGA
Puma concolor (puma) is the source of this 846-nucleotide messenger RNA. NCBI's taxonomy places the organism in Eukaryota, Metazoa, Chordata, Mammalia, Carnivora, Felidae. The record is from RefSeq and is a predicted model, not a curated record.